AUGAAGAAAAUAAAUUCAAGUCGGAGAAGUUCAACUAGUAGCGAAGAAUCAACGAAUGAACUCGAUGAUCGACAUUUAAUAUCAACUGCUGCGAAAUCAUCAAAACAAAUUACAGUUUGUACUCUAUGUGGCCGAUACAAAGGUUUUCGAAUGUCACGUUAUCUAUUUAUAUCUUUAUGUGUUCUACUUGUUUUACUUCUUCUACUUUUUGCUGUCUUACUCACACUCUAUGUGAUCAUUCCGAUCAUCGUUCGUGCGACAAUCGAUAAAGCACAAGUCGGAUUUCAUUCGGUGAAUAUCGAACAAGUUGAAAAAGAUCGUUUUCGUCUUCGAGCACAAUUAGAAUUAUCCCGGACAGGUUCAAUUUCUGCGACAAUCAUCGGACCGUUGAUAAUCAAUGUUGACAACGUCGGUAUUGUCACUGUGAAUGAGUCCAUUUCGAUUAAAGGUGGUUCAUCUGGUACGACUGUGGUACCAAUUGAUUCUCCGUUUAUGGUGACAAAUAUAACUGCCUUUCAUAACUUUACUCGCUCACUUGUGUUCGAUUCUCGUGUCGUCUGGCAUUUAAAAGCAGAAGCAACCAUUCAACCAUUGACGCGUCACAUGCUUUCUUAUUCAAAUAUUCCAUUUAAUAAAGAUGUGACGUUGAAUGCGUUAAAUGGUCUUCCGAAUGUUACUAUUAACUCAAUUAAUUUGAAUCGAUCGACUGAACACAAUGUCUUUGCUGAUAUAAACAUUCAAAUCGUCAAUCCAUCGUUAUUCAGUAUUGAUGUUGGUCGAUUAUACUUUUCUUUACAAUAUAAUAACUGGACUGUUGGCUAUGUCGAAUCAGCUAGUCAGAAUUUAACUAUUCAUGCUGGUGAAAAUUCGAUACAAUGUCUCGGUGAAUUGCAAUCGACUUCAACGGAGUCUUAUCAAGCUUUAUUAACUAUCAUACAGAAUUAUCUUACGGGUCAGGCUACUAAACUCGAAGCUUUGGCUGGUCCGAAUGUUACAUCGUAUCCGCUUCUUUCCAUUGGAAUGAUGGGUCUCUCAUUGAGUGUUCCAAUGCCACCAUUUAGUGAACAGUUGAUCGUUUCAUUGAAAUUUAAUUCCAUGUCAUUAACUCCUUCAACAAUUGAGAAACAAGUAAAAUUGUCUGCGUCGAUUAACAUUGGAAUCAACUCACCAUUGGGUGUGAACUCUCCUCUUAAUAUUCAAACAAUGGAUAUGAGUGUUUUUCUUUUUUAUGAAAAUAAAUCCGUAGGGAUGUUGAAUGUUACCAAGGUCCCUGUCAAACAAUUGAGUUCUGAAACCUUUACAACGAAAUUCACUGAUGAAUAUUUAAUUUUAACGGAUGCAGGAUUAACCUAUGAAAGAUUUACUCAACAGUUCAUUCAAGCGAACCAAAAAGUUCCCAUUUCUAUCCGUCUAGUUGGCGUCGCAUCAAUUGUCGGUUCGUUCGCACUCGGUCCUCUCAGUGUCGAAGGAAUUCUCGUUGAAAACGAUGCUACUCUAGUUGGAUUGGAUGGAUUCAAUGAUGUUCAAGUCGAUGGAAUAGCAGUUAACGGGGAAGAAGACAAUGCUCUUCGAAUUGGUAUCAAUGCAACAAUCGGCAAUCCAGGUGUGACGAGUGUUCAGUUACAAAACUUUACACUUCAGAUGGCUGACGGUAUCAAUGGAACUAUUCUUGGUCAUGUGCCAAUCGAUAUACUUGCCGUUCAACCAGGCAGCAAUAAAAUCGCUCUCAAUGGUUUUCUUGCACCAACAAAUAAAAGUGAUCUGCCGGUUGUUGGUCAAUUCUUUUCAGCUUAUCUCAAUGGUCAAACACAAUCCGUCCGAUUAUUUCACGGCCCGUCAAUAGAUCAGAAUGCCAGUGCUUUGGAUUUGACGAUCAGUAAUCUAUCAAUGAAAGCAGAUCUUCAGGGAAUUCGAACGAAGUUGAUUCGGCAAGUAAAUGUUCUCAAUUUCGGAAUCGAAUUUGAUGCAACAAAUGUGAAUCGAAUUUAUAUCACUGGCGAACUAUCAGUUCUCUUCGAGUUACCAUCGAACAUUCACAUGACUUUCAAAAUUCUAGCUACAAGUAUCAACUUUACCAUGCGCUUCAAAGACGGACCACCUUUAGGUCGAAUGAGUCUCUACGAUUUACCUGUUCAACAUAAUCAAACAACCAAUGAAAUCUUAGCGAAUUUCACUCGACAAGAGCUUGUCGUUUUAGACAAAGAUUCGUUCGAAGAAUUUGCAGCGAAUCUGGUUUUGACGAAUCAGGUUGUAGUGACGAUUGAAGGUUUAACAGCAGCAUUGACUUCUGUUCAAAUCGGAAAUCUAACAUUGGUAGAUAUUCCAAUAAAUGAUACACUCAGCCUUGUCGGAUACAGUCAAUUUGAUAAUGGACAUUUAAUAAUUGAUAAUAUUGAUAUAACAGGAUCGAUUUCAUCGCAAGCACUUGCACUUCAUAUUAAAACACAAAUUAUCAAUCCGUCCGUAGUAAAUAUCAUCAAUGGUGGUCGUUUAACACUCGAUCUAUGUGAUAUUAUGAAUUGUACAUCCUUCGGAACUGUAAAUAUCGAACAUUUCUUCUUACAACCUCAACAAAAUCCAACCUUUCUUGAUGCCGAAGGUAUUUUCCUAAUGACAGAACAAAAUGAAGUUGUUGCACGAGAAUUCAUCUCGAAUAUGGUGUCGGGGAUCGAUAGUCAAGUUGAACUACGUGGAACUUUACCCGACAAUACUACUGGAACAUCGAUUCCCUUACUAUCAUUAGCAAUCGCUGGUCUUCGUAUUCAUUCUCGUGUCCCUGGCCUAUCAGGAAAUCAAACGAUCAUUCGAGAAAUUCUUGUAAAAAAGCUCACUGCUGAACAAAUCAUCGGCAUUCCACUUGGUCUUGUUAAAUUCUUGAAUAUUCGUGUUCGGUUAAGCAAUCCUUUUAGUACGACGAUCACUAUGCAAGGGAUGCACAUUCGAGCUGAUUUUGGUGCUAUUGUUGAUAAAGAUCAUCAAGUCGGUCGAGUCGAGGAUAAUAACCCGAUUAUCAUCAAUCCUCAUCAAGAGCUAGUUACAGAUUAUAUUAAUGUAACAUUGUCAGCAAAAUUAGCGACGAUGGUUGCUUUGCUGGGACCCUUGUUAGCUGGAAAUGCUCGUCUUUCAUUAUCUGGUAUGAUUGAUGUGUUGAUUGGCGAGAAUUUUACUUUAACACAACUUCCACUGACAGUGCUCAAUGUACUAACAGAUCAAGAACAUGCAUAA
Molecule: messenger RNA, 3225 nt
Organism: Adineta ricciae
Lineage: Eukaryota; Metazoa; Rotifera; Eurotatoria; Adinetida; Adinetidae
Source: the annotation of a GenBank genome assembly